CAUAUUUUAUAAAUAAGUAAUCAGUCGCGAAGCGUGCUAUUGUGCAAUUGUUUCCUGGUGUACUUAGAUUAUAAAGUGGAUCAAAUAAAUAUUUAAAAAAAAAUGAGGCCACUAAUCGUAUUUUUAGCAUGUUGCCUCGCCGCAGUUAGUGCUGCCGCCAGAAACACAACAGGAAGAUCGUUUUCUUCAGAGUUCUUCUUUGGCGCUGCCACCGCGUCCUAUCAGAUAGAAGGAGCAUGGGACGUCGACGGUAAAGGCUGGUCAAUAUGGGAUUACUUGGCCCGCACCGAUCCAGAUCAUGUAGCUGAUAGCAGUAAUGGAGAUAUUGCUGCCAAUUCAUAUUAUAUGUAUAGAAGGGAUAUCGAAAUGCUGAAAGAAUUAGGAGUUACGCACUACAGAUUUUCCAUAUCAUGGCCGAGGAUUCUUCCCUACGGUCGCGCAAACUACGUAAACCAACGCGGCGUCAACCAUUACAACGAAUUCAUCGAUGAGCUAAUAGCAAAUGGUAUCACCCCUUUCGCAACCAUGUAUCACUGGGACUUACCUCAAAAUCUGCAAGAGCUUGGUGGUUGGCUGAAUGAGGAGAUAGUGGAUUGGUUCGGGGACUACGCUCGAAUUUUGUAUCAGAAUUUUGGAGAUCGCGUUAAGCAUUGGCUGACUAUAAACGAACCUUAUGUCCAUUGCAAUUUAGCAUACGGUUAUAGCAUGCAUGCUCCUCGAAUUCAUUCCCCUGGUAUUGGUUACUAUGAAUGUGGAAGACAUAUUUUACUUGCAAACGCGAGAGCGUACCAUAUUUACGACAAUGAGUUCAGAAGCGUGCAAGGAGGCAAGCUGGGUAUUGUCAUUAGCUCUGAGUAUGUGUUUCCUGCAUCAGAUUCGGAAGAAGAUAUUGAGGCUACUAGGGAUUACUUCGAAUUCCAUUUAGGCCAAUACAUGAAUCCAAUUUUCUCGGAGACUGGAAACUACCCUCAAGUAAUGAUAGAUCGCGUGGCAGCAGCCAGUCUUUCUCAAGGCUAUAACUCUUCAAGACUUCGUGGUUUCUCUGAAGAACAAAUAGAGUAUAUCAAAGGCACUGCGGAUUUCUUAGGACUUAACCAUUAUUCCACAAGAAUUAUAUACAGGAACAGCUCUGUUAUUGGAAUGUUUGAGAUACCGUCACAUGAAGAUGAUACUUAUGCGGCUUCGUUUCAGAACGAGUUUUGGCCAGCAUCACAGGCACCUUGGAUCAGGGAAUACGGCCCUGGAUUAUACCAUCUCCUAGUUCACAUCAAGGAUACAUACAACAACCCUCUUGUCUACAUAACAGAAAACGGAGUGUCCACCACAGCUGGUCUCAACGACUACAACAGGGUGUCUUACUACAGGAGCUACCUGAACGCAGUACUCGACGCCAUAGCUGAAGGAUGUGACGUUCAGGGUUACUUUGCUUGGAGUUUGAUGGACAAUUUCGAAUGGGCUCUUGGUUACACACAACGCUUCGGCCUGUACGAGGUGGACUUUGGGGACCCAGAGCGGACCAGAACCCCCCGAAAAUCGGCGCUAGUGUACAAAGAGAUCGUACGAAGCCGUACGAUUGAUUACGACUACGAUCCCGAUCCUUACGCGAGCAAUGCUUAUGCAUCAAGCGCCUGGCUACUUUCAAUUGUUUUUGCUAUUGUUAAUGUUUUAAUUCAACUAUAAAGACGUCAAAAAGAAUGUUGAGUAUGACAUUUUUAGGAAUCCACAUAUUUAAUCACUCCAAGUCGCAUCGAUCGACUACACUACAACUACGACUCAGGCCCCUACCGGGAAAAUCGAAGUUCGUCAAUUGCGGGCAUUUUUCUCUCUCACUCUAAUUACGUCUUAAUAAGCGUAAAAGAGAAAGAUCCCCGCAAUUUGCGAAUUUCGGUUUUCGCGGUAGGCCCCCAAAUCCGUACGCUAGCAGCGCGUACGCAGCAAGCGCCUGGCUUAUUUCUAUAAUUGUCAGUUUUGACUACGACUAGUACGACUGUGACCCUUGAUCCAUAUAGCAGCGCAUAAUUAUUGCUGUUGGUAUAUAAAUGAUUUAGUUAAAUUAAUAAUAUGUAGUAUUGAUUGUGAAACAUUACAUAGGUACAUUUGUUUUGGGACAAUUUAUUUAUCUUGCCCAGAAUGAGUAGCUCCCAUUGUUGACAUAUAUCUGGGACGGGCCUUACGGGACUUGCGUUAGACUGCACGGUUCGCUCGUGAGUGACUUAACUAAGGUCUGUUUUUUUAUUCCGUAGACUAAAAUGACGUUUCAUAUGUAAGCCAUGGCAUUUCUUAGUACCACAUGAAAUGUCAUUUUAGUCUACGGAAUAAAAAAACAGAAUAUAGUGCCCGUAAGGCCCGCCCUUAUAGAUAUAUAUAUGUCAAUAGUAGCUCCUCAAAUAAGAAAUUUUAUCCAAUCCAAAGCUAACGAAAUAAAAAAUUCAACAAUUAAUUAAAAAUCAGCCCAUGUAGGAAAAACCCGUAAAAUAAAUUAUAAUUUAUAAUGGGCUUUAUUUUAAUUUACUACCUAAAAAUAAGCAAAUGAGUUCGGAUUAUUUGCAUAAUAAAUCAUUUGGAUAAGUUAAUCAUAUGCCAACAUAUUAUGGAUAAGUUGCCGUGCCUAUUAGAAACAAGAACUAUAAAUACUAUUCGCAUCUGUUUAUCCUAUUAGGAAAUGAUAGAUAGGUAAAUAAAAACUCAACCUAUUGGAAUAUUUGUGAUAGUCUAUAUAAAAAGGGACCUUAUGGCGGUCGGCGCUUACGUCGCCUAAUAAUGGCUUUCUAUGUGGACUGUCACAUUUUGUUAUUUUGUUGUAUAAUGUUAAGUUUUAGUAUUAAGGCGGAAGUUGUAUUAGUUAUUUAUUAAA
This is a messenger RNA of Cydia pomonella (codling moth), 2854 nucleotides long. RefSeq names its product myrosinase 1-like. The coding region runs from base 103 to 1680 and encodes 525 amino acids. The transcript is spliced from 8 exons. Gene Ontology annotation, biological process: carbohydrate metabolic process. Gene Ontology annotation, molecular function: beta-glucosidase activity. NCBI's taxonomy places the organism in Eukaryota, Metazoa, Arthropoda, Insecta, Lepidoptera, Tortricidae. The record is from RefSeq and is a predicted model, not a curated record.